This is a messenger RNA of Sclerotinia sclerotiorum 1980 UF-70, 1281 nucleotides long. RefSeq lists its product with no specific name. Lineage: Eukaryota; Fungi; Ascomycota; Leotiomycetes; Helotiales; Sclerotiniaceae. The record is from RefSeq and is a predicted model, not a curated record. Bases 1 to 1281 code for a protein of 426 amino acids. The transcript has 2 exons.
AUGGAUAAUCCGAACGAAUCAACCUUAGGCGGGACAUCAGACCAACCAAGCAUUGGUGCUGCUCCCUUAAACGUUGAAACCCUCUACAAGAUAGAUGCUGCCAUGGCUAUAGCACAAGCCGAGCUUGGAAACACUAUCAUAUCCUGUCGAAAAGUUCUAGAUGAAAGGGAAACAGCCGAUAUGACAGAUAUUCAGAGAGAGGCAUUCAAUGAGACUGUGAAACUGAUUGACUCGGCACCCGAAGGUAUCUCGCCUGGAAGACUCUCACAGCUUGAUAGUGAAUUGCCCUCUCAGGACAAUCGCUCACUCUCAGAAAAAUCUACUCAGGAUAUAUUACACAAAAGUCAAAGAUAUCUCAAUUUGAAGCAGGAAUUAUCCGGUCUUCGUACCUGGUGGGCUACAGCAAUAGUAAAAUAUAAAAAGGAACUCAACAAGUGUUCUCAGGCAUCUAAAGAAAUCGAUCAACGAUUGAAAGAAAUUGGUGUGCUAGAGAAAGCAGCCGGUCGCAUAAGGACGGACGCUGAGAGAGCCGCAGAAGCCGAAGCGAGAGUCUUGAUUCGUCGCGUCAAGAGAAUGGAAAGAGACUUAUUCAAUGUUUUGGAAAACUUCACCGCAACUAGAAAAUAUAUGAGUUCAGUACAGACGCAAUUUAAAGCGAUUCGGGAUACCAUGAGAGAGAUUGAAGGUCGAGUUAAGGAUCCUUCACCAUAUGAUCCUAGCAAACGUCCGAUAGACUUCAAUUAUGAAUAUCAUCUUCCCGAAAAGAGGGCCGUGGAUACACAAUGGUGGAUUUCUAAAGGCUUUUUCUGGUGGGCUAAUCUAGCAUAUAGUCAUUUGGUUCAUACCUCUACCAAUCUGGAAGAGGCAAUUUACAAAUGUAAUUCUAGACAAGCUAACCACAUGAAUAAGAUUAAAAAGCUAGUGGAGCAGCGUCUGAAGAUCUCAGAAGAAAGAGAGGAAGAAGUGGAAUUUGUCAAAGGUUUUGAUCUGCAUAAACAGGUUUUUGAUGACGUCAGACUUAGAAACAAAUACUUCCACGCGAAAAGAAAAAUCGCUACUGCUGAUGACCAGCUAGCAGAGAUAAGAGGUCGUCUUUCCGCCUACGACUUGGGUCUGGCAAAAUGCAAUUUCGAUGAAUUUAUACAGAAAUUGAUGCUCUCUACACAUAACGCCGCCAGGAAUAUUCUCGGACACGCUCUAGCGGAUCUACAACUUCAGACUGGUAUCUACAAUGAGCUUUCACAGGAAAGAUCUCAAUUAUCUCGAAGACGUAUCACAUAA